UUCGCAACUAGCUGUCCUACUCUGGCAUCGACUUGAAAGACUGACAGUAGUUAGUACUAGUAGCCGUAAAAGCCCAUUAUUAUUGUAGAGGUCUUCAGUGUUUUUACCUUCUACGUCAAUUCUUCGAUUCCAGGAAGUAGGCCUGCCAUCAGAUAGCACAUUCAAAUUACGAUUGUGCUCCCCUUUUCACUAGUUUUAGCACUUUUUUGUAGCACGUCGCAGAUAGCUAGCAAAUAUUCAUGUUAGCCUUAAAACUUUUGUUCGUGUUCUGCCUCUCUCUUACAUGACAAGCUAAUCGUCCGAGGUAGUUGUAGGUAGUUGUUACUGUAUUAUAACACUUUUAGGGUGCGUUUUCUGUAAAAAGGGCAAUAAUGGCUACCGCGCCGCCGUCGUCACUCCAGCUACGAGCGACAGAUGUAAUCCGAAAAGAGCACCUGGACGACGGCGGGUUUGGGGAGGUGUACUUGUGCUAUCAUGUCCACCUGGGUCCUGUGGUGAUGAAGACCAUGUACACGGGUCCUCUUCGCAAUGAGGAGAGCAAGCGGUCUCUGCUGGAGGAAGGUAGCAUUAUGGCCAGCCUGAACCACGAGCGGGUAGUCAGGUUGCUGGGCGUCAUCAUGGAAGAGCGAGGCUGCUCUCUGGUCAUGGAGUUGAUGCCCAGGGGUAACCUUUUGGCCAUGCUGGAGAAGGUCAUUGUGCCCAUAUCAAUUAAGGGCAGGAUUAUUUUAGAGAUCUUGGAAGGCAUGGUUUACCUUACUGAGAGGAAAGUCAUACACAAGGAUAUCAAACCGGAGAACAUUUUAAUUGACAAAGAUUUUCACAUCAAGAUCGCUGACCUUGGCCUUGCCACCUGCAAGACAUGGAGUAAACUCACCAAGGAGGAGUCCCUCAAGAGAAGUCGCAUGCGGCCAUCAGUAAGGACGAGAGCGGCGGGCACGCUGAGCUACAUGGCGCCCGAACAUUUGGAAAGCAUCCAUGCCCCCUCCACCGAGAAGUCCGACGUCUACAGCUUCGCAAUCGUGGUCUGGGUGAUUGUCACUGGCAAAGAGCCCUAUGAAAAUGCAAGGAAUGAAGAUCAAAUCAGCCAGUGCGUCCGCAUUGGCAACCGCCCAGCAAUGGACCUCAUCCCUGACGACAUGCCAAAAGAGAUCAUUGAUCUCAUGGUGAUGUGCUGGGCUCACAACCCACUGCAAAGACCAACGUUUCUUGAGGCCCACAACCUAUUCCAUCCCUUCUACGAGACCAAGCUUGCACCACACGUGGAGAGAGAUUUGGUAUAUCUACAUUCUCUAUACGAAGGCCCAGAUCAGCUUGUCGACAAGAUGAAGUCAUUGUCACUGACUGAUGAAUGCAUUUCAGCUGAUAGUCCAGCUUUUCUAGAGAGUGCUGACGGUAGCGUCAAUGUGCCGGUAGAAGCCAGUAUUGAGGACAUCGAUGGCAUCCCAUCUGAUAUGAAUGCAGACUCCGUGGCCGCCCAGCGUGAGCCAGAACCACAAGUUUCUUUGGAGGAGAAACUGCAACCAGAGUUAGACUACCACAAACAUGGCAGCUACAACUGCAACAGCCAGUCUGACAUUGUCAAUAGCCAGCAUCGGAAAACCCCGCAAAAUAUUCUGCCUAAUUUAACAAAUGACACCCUUAGCCAGUCAGAGAACAACACACCAUUCGUGUCCUCUGUCCAUUCCUGGACGAAAGCAGAACCAGUGCAGCCCAGCAGUCAGGAAGAUGAUUGGUAUCAUCCAGCGACUCAUUUUCAGGAAUCAAUGACCACUUCCCCACUGAAGCCAUCAGUCUUACAAACAUCUACCAGCAUAAAUAAUCUGCCAUCUUUCAAUCAAAAACAUCCAGAUUCCUAUUUCCGGCAGCGAUCCUGGCCUAUUUCCUCAGUAUCUGAAACGUCAGAGUAUGGCAGCAAUUUAAGGAAGAGUGGGACAGCACAAGAUUAUGGCUCUCUUUACAUUAGCAAUGCCAGAGGGAUCCAGAUAGGCAACAACAACAACCUCAGUAUUCACACCCAUGACCCCACUCGACAUUUUUUGUCUCUUCCUGGUAACAUAUGGACCAGCUCUCAGCUCAGAGAAGGACUACAGAAAUAUGAGGACCGUGCUGUGACCGAUGAGCACCUUGAUGUACUGAGGAAAAACAUUGGUGCCAAAUGGAAGUCUUACGCAAGACGUCUUGGUUUGAGCGAUGUAGAGAUAGAGACCAUCGAGCACGACUUCCACCUGGAUGGCCUGCCGGAGAUGGUGCACCAGACACUUCAACACUGGAAAAUGAAGGAAGGGAGUCUUGGCUGUACAAUCGGGAAGCUUUACUGUGCUCUUGAAGGUAUCAUUGACGUUGAUGUAAUUCUGAAAAUUCUGAACAUCUGUGCUUGUACUUCGUACACCAAAUGAGCUUCUUUCUUACAAAUCUCCCCAUUCAAUCGAUUAUUUUCCAGACUUGCAAUACUAUAUGUUAUACUAGUUUUAGUUUCUCAUACUUAAGUUUCAUUGGAAUGGAGCCAAGCAGAAACCUGACAGAAAUUGUGGGUAGGUGCCAACUCAAUUGAAAUUUCCAUAAUAUGUUUGUAUUUCCAUGAAUCAUGACAGUACUUGUGCAUUGUGCUUAUUGCUCUUAUAGAGCCAUAUUCUCCUUUAUACAUUUAGUAAACUAUGUGGAGCUUAGUGUCAGAUACGCACUCAGGGUGAAGCGACCCUAAAAUGUGAGCGUUCUUUUGUUAAAUUUUGCCUUUUAAACAGUCUGUGGUAAACUUAGCACUUUUCCUACUAUGCACUCUAGAGGCUCAAGAAGAUUCAGCCCUCUUUCAAGGUGAACCUUGCUAUAUAAAACUUGAAAACUUUCAGUUAGAACAUAUGUUGCCACAUGUAAGCGAGUUCCAGAAAGCUAUCAUGAGUAUUUAGAGAACCAACAAAAGGUAUAAUAUUGAGUUCACGAAAGAGUCUAUUGAAGCAUUCUAGUUGUUAUGAUUAUCAGGAAACAUCAGUGCCAGGUGACUUUAGUUCAUAUACAACUACCAUGAGCAAUUGCAUUUCAAAACAACGUUAAAGGACAAGCAUAGAUAUAACAUUGUUACAAUAAAAGGAAGUAUGUAGUUAAAAAAACAGCUGAACCGACCUUUGGGGGUUUUGAUGACCACCAACAUUUUUACUUUCUUCAGUAGACAAGAUUCAUUGUUUUCACCCACCACUCAGCCAAAGAGCUGCGUACUGUCCUUUUUUGUGUUAAAUUGUGUUAUUUGAAAUGCUGAUGUUUUUUUUUUUCUUUAAACACAGUUACACUGCAUUUUUGUUAAACCUUUGAAAUAUGAUGUAAUGGCAUCUGGUUUUGGAGAAUAUCUCAGCACAGAAACUGAGGACUGCUGGUCGGAUCGCGGUGUCAUCCUUUAGCUUUUUAUAAACGUUCUGUAAAUUCUGAUCUGUCCUGUAGAUAUGUAGUUCUAUUAAAUACAGCUGGAGAAUAAACUCUUCAACAAAGAAUUGUCGCCCCCAAGUUCUUCUCCAUCAACAUACAUUGACCUGUUAGGUCAAAUGCAAUUAGCUUGUGCUUAUUUAGAUAUUAUUUGCAUCAUUUUUACCAUGAAAAUAGGUAAAGCCCAAAUAUUGUUGGAAUUUGCCCAAUCAUUGACUCACCAUCCAGUCAAUAUGCAAAACAGUAAAUGUUUUACUUGCAUGAUUUCAAAGGAUAAUGCCAUGGUUGAUAGUGUUGUUUAUUGUACUCACUGAUUACAGUAACAAAUUACACAUAACAUUUAUGUAUUGAUAUUUGUGUUGUACAAUACAAGUGCACUACGUCAAAGGUGUCACAUCUUUGUUCUAAAUGGAGUGCAUUCAUGCAGAUAUUAAUUAAACAUGUUUAGACAAUACUGGAAAUAACUCGAUAUAUGGAUGGCAGUUCUUCACUUGCAACUGUUUCUGUAUGAAUGACAAGCUAAUCCCACGUAGUAAAGUCAUCUCUUGAAAGGCUUAGAAAUUGCUGUAGGGAACCCAAAUGGAUUUUAUGUCAGGGUUUAUGCGGGUCAUAAAAAGCAUUAAAAGUCAUUUAAUAGAUUUUGUCAAAAUUUAGGCCUUAAAAAGCAUUAAACUAAAUGUUCCAGGCAUUAAAAAUUAUGUACACUUGACGGUUUAAAAAAAGUUUUUUACAUAAGUUGUUUAAAGCAAAGAAGGGUCACUCAUGGCUCAAAAGAAGUCUUCCCUU
Molecule: messenger RNA, 4197 nt
Organism: Corythoichthys intestinalis (scribbled pipefish)
Lineage: Eukaryota; Metazoa; Chordata; Actinopteri; Syngnathiformes; Syngnathidae
Gene: ripk1l
Product: receptor (TNFRSF)-interacting serine-threonine kinase 1, like
Exons: 10
Coding region: 372-2396 (674 amino acids)
Biological process (GO): protein phosphorylation; signal transduction
Cellular component (GO): cytoplasm
Molecular function (GO): ATP binding; protein binding; protein kinase activity
Source: RefSeq, a predicted model, not a curated record